Messenger RNA from Cordyceps fumosorosea ARSEF 2679, 2034 nucleotides. Its product is annotated as L-2-hydroxyglutarate dehydrogenase. Gene Ontology annotation, molecular function: (S)-2-hydroxyglutarate dehydrogenase activity; (S)-2-hydroxy-acid oxidase activity. Gene Ontology annotation, cellular component: mitochondrion. The record is from RefSeq and is a predicted model, not a curated record. Lineage: Eukaryota; Fungi; Ascomycota; Sordariomycetes; Hypocreales; Cordycipitaceae. The coding region runs from base 1 to 2034 and encodes 677 amino acids. The transcript is spliced from 4 exons.
AUGGCCUCCAACAUUGACACAUCGGCCCCUCAGCGGCCAGAGUCUCCUACCGGCUCGCCUCGCGGGCCCUCGACCACCUCCCUUCAAGCUGCCGCAACCGUCAAUGCCGGCCUCAACAGAGAGCUCUCCCCACGUAAGCCACAUACUCUCCUCAAACACCGUAUCUUGUCGUUGAACGGCCGCGGUAACACCCACCAAGCACCCGCAGGCUCGUCGACGGGCUCCCUCACUCGUGGUCAGCGGUCGUCGUCCAACGCGGGCCGGCGCCGGUCCAACGUCUUGAUGAACCUGCAGCUGAACAACCCCUCGAUCCCCGGCCCCGGCGAGAUGGUGUCGGAGUCUGGCAUCCCGCAGCAUCACCGGGCUCCAAGUCUGGGGGAGCUGCACCAGGAACUAGAGGCCGAGCAAGAGGCCCAUGUUAACCGCCUGCUGCAGAUGAUUCGCCAGCAGCAGCUCGAGCUUCAGCGGCUCCAAGCCAACAACCCGAACCACAGCAGCGGCCACGGCGCGUCUGCCGAGGACAGCAGCGCCGUGUCCGACCGCCCGGCAGGCCCGUCCUCGCACGGCCCGAGCCCGGCCAUGCCGCUCGGAUCGUACCCUCGCUCGCCCGUGUUCCAUCACCGGCCGUCCCUGGACAUGGCUCGCGCCGACCUCCACCGCCGGUCUAGGACACCGAGCCGCGGAGCGUCCCCGAGACUGCGAUCCACCUCUAUUAGCGCGGAGAGCGGCGACUGGGCCUUGGGCGGACGCGACGAGAGCGCCUUUUACCAGGCGGAGGCGCAGAUGCUCACGCGAGAGAACCAGAUGCUCAAGCAUCGCAUAAACGAUCUACAAAAGCAGCUUAACGAGCUCUCGGCCAGCCAGGGAUCGAACGAGCCGCCCAACCCGUCCGGCCUCGUCAUUGGAGGCGGCGUCGUUGGCAUCGCCGUCGCCCGGCAACUCGCGCGGCGCUCUGGGGGUUCGACCGUGCUGAUCGAGCGCCACCCCGCGCUCGGCACCGAGACGAGCGCGCGCAACAGCGAGGUGAUCCACGCGGGCAUCUACUACGCGCCGGGAAGCCUCAAGGCCCGGCUGUGCGUCCGCGGCAAGCAGCUGCUCUACGAUCUCUGCGCCCGGCACGACGUCGGCCACCGCCGCACCGGCAAGUGGAUCGUCGCGCAGACGCCCGCCCAACGCGCCUCCCUCGAACGCUUCCACGCCGCCUGCCGGGACACUCUCGGCGUGCCCACGCGCUGGGUGUCCGCCGCCGAGGUCGCGCGCGACGGCGAGGGCGUUGUCGCCGCCGAAGGCGCGCUCGACAGCCCCACCACCGGCAUCGUCGACUCCCACGCGCUCAUGGCCUGCCUCGCCGGCUUGCUCGAGGAGGACGGCGGCAUCGUGGCGCUCAACUCGCCCGUCGUCGGCGUGCGGCCGGAAGGCGGUGGCUGGGCGGUGGACGUGCGGGACGGCCCGGAGGGGGAGGCGUCGACGAUCACGGCGGACACGGUGGUCAACGCCGCGGGGCUCGGCGCCGCGCACGUCCACAACAUGAUCGUCGGCCCAGAGCGGCGGGUCACGCUGCGCUACGCAAAGGGCAACUACUUCUCGUACGCGGCGUCGCGACCGGCCGUCUCGCGCCUGAUAUACCCGGUGCCCGAGCCCGGGCUCGGCGGCCUCGGCACGCACUUGACGCUCGACCUGGCCGGCCGCAUGCGCUUCGGCCCGGACGUCGAGUGGGUCGACGGGCCGGACGACCUUGCCGCGCUGAGCACGGACACGCCGCGGGGAGCAUCGCGGCUGCGCGAGGCCGUCGCGGCCAUACGCACGUACUUGCCGGGCAUCGACCCGGACUCCCUCGCGCCGGACUACGCGGGCAUACGGCCGAAGCUGGUCGGGCCGGACCACAAAGGGUUCGUGGACUUUGUGAUCCGCGAGGAGGAUGGGUUCCCCGGAUGGGUCAACCUGCUCGGCAUCGAGAGCCCCGGGCUGACGAGCGCCCUUGCUAUCGCGGAGAGGGUCGAGGAGAUGAUGUACGGCAACGUGAGCGGUGGGUAG